Messenger RNA from Aspergillus luchuensis, 1614 nucleotides. RefSeq lists its product as uncharacterized. NCBI's taxonomy places the organism in Eukaryota, Fungi, Ascomycota, Eurotiomycetes, Eurotiales, Aspergillaceae. The coding region runs from base 1 to 1614 and encodes 537 amino acids. The record is from RefSeq and is a predicted model, not a curated record. Gene Ontology annotation, molecular function: heme binding; iron ion binding; oxidoreductase activity, acting on paired donors, with incorporation or reduction of molecular oxygen. The transcript is spliced from 3 exons.
AUGAACCUUACAGAAGUUUACAUCACAUAUCUCGUCACUAUUGCUGCUAUCGGAUUUUGUCUGGUGAAAUAUUUGUUUGGCAUACACGCGCUACAUAAUCAGCCUAAAGUCAAACGAGGCCUAAAGAUUCCCCCUUUGGUGCCGUCCCUGAUCCCGCUAUUAGGAAUGCUCCCAUUCAAGAUUAUGUGGAGCCCUCGAGACUUUGUUCUCUCAGCAAAAAAUCUCUUGUGGAAUUCCCAACCCGUUCGCGCACGGAUCUUCACGCAAACCUUCUACAUCUUCCAAGGCGCGGAAACUAUCAGAUCUAUCGUCAACAAACGCAGCCUUUCUUUGUUUCCCAUACAUGUUAUCCUCCUUCGCCGCGUGUUUGGCCUUCCAGCAAGCGCGUCAUGGAUCUAUGCCCAGGAUAACUCCGGCGGGUUACCCAAACCGUAUCCAGAAAGCAAUGUUAAGCCGCAGAACCGGAUUGAAUAUGCGGUUCGACGUACUAACCAUCGCUUACUGGUUGGGUCAGGCUUCGCACCUUUAGUCAAGAGGUUUCAAACUGUCCUGACAGAUCGCUUGCAGUCCCUUUCUAUCGGUGGUCAUUGGGUCAAAUGGGACGAUUUUGCUGAGUUGAUUAAUCACGAGUUCACUGCCUCAUUCCUGGACUCGCUGUGCGAGAUGUACUUGAUGCAAGAGCACCCAGACUUUGUCAUCAAUUUAUUUACCCUUCACGACAACAUUUGGAAGAUGUUCAUUGGAAUGCCGCGGUUCCUGGCACCACAGGUUUAUGCCGCACGGGACGCAGCGCUUGCCGCCCUGAAGGACUGGAAUACAUGGGCACGAGAACGUUCUGAUGCCGCAGCAGGCACAUCAGAGGGCGAUGACCCAUUUUGGGCCUCUCAGUACUGGCGCGACCGCAUCGAUGCUUUUCAGCAGAUUAAUGGGUUUGAUGCGAAUAUUAUUGCCAUUCAUGAUCUGGCGGUGAUCUGGGGAAUGAGCAUCAAUGGAGUCAACACCUCCUUAUGGGCCUGUCUGGAAGCAUUCAAAGACCAAGAACUACUUGAACGCGUUCGGGCCGAGGCUCGCGCCUGUUUGAUUUCGAAUUCAGACCUUAAAUUCGACAUCGAUCGUCUCCUACGCCAACCAGUCUUGCAGGCCAUCUAUGCCGAGACUCUUCGUCUGCGGAUCAAUGGCUUUUUUGUCUGGUACCAGUCCCGUGGCAAUCUGGACGUAGAUGGAUGGCUCAUUCCCAACAAGAAUUGGAUUCUCACCACUCCCAUGGUGGGCCAUAUGGAUCCCGGUAUCUGGUGCACGGGUCCGGAUGCCGAUCAUCCUGUGCAGGAGUUCUGGGUGGGUAGGUGGUUGAAGUAUACAGAUGAUGGCUAUACACUAGUAUUCUCGACCGAGAUGGCUAAGGGCGCGUGGAUGCCCUAUGGGGGUGGUUUUCAUAUUUGUCCCGGGAGGUACUUUGCCAAAACAAUGAUUAUUCUUGGGGUGGCGUUAAUGACGACGAUGUAUGAUUGUGAAGUGUUGGCUGGCGAGACGAAUAUGCGGAUGAGCAUGCGUACUUUUGGGUUCGGGACUGCUGGCCCGGUUGGAAAGGUGCCGGUUCGCAUUCGAAGGAGGUAA